AUGGGCUUCUUCACCCGCCGCGAAAAGGUGAAGGAGUCGCCACCAUCCUCAAAGCCGCGAACAAGAACCAGGUCGAAACAUCAUAGCUCCUCUCCCUCUUCCAAGCCCCGCGAUACCCAUGAAAGCAUACGCAACGAUGCGCUGCCCAUACGCCCGCCACCUCGGCCUGCGACGGCUCACCAAGACUCGCGACAGUUAGCGUUGCCAGCAUCCGAUGAGCAUCGCCAUGAACAUGCCUGCGGCCAGGUUGUCGUCAACCACAACUACUACUUUUCUGGACAGCCCAUACCCCUUGAACCCAGCUAUCGUUCCUUCUCCCUGCCGUAUGGCAACAGCGGCAAGCUCAAUCAAUCGCCCGCCAACAAGUCGAUGGUGAACCUUGCCACCCACAACAACAGCCUCUCGAAAUGGUACGAUCAGACCACGAACCUCGUGACUUCGAGCAUCAAUGCCUGUGACGAGGUCGCUGCUCGUCUAAACAAUGUUCUCACACUCAUUGACGGCGAACACAUGAAUGGCACAGAGACGGACCUGUUCAAGUGUCACCAGUCGUCGGCACCGUCCCGCGAGGAUCUGCGACGUCAUCAUGAACAUAAGGGACGGAGAAGAAGGACAUCAAAUGAGCGACAACACGACCGAAACAGGUACAAGGCUGUCGACGAGGAAACACAAACUAAGGAGAAAUGCGCCGCAACAGACACGGCCGCCCAAGUCGUGCGCGGCAACUACUUCUCCAAGGUUGAGAUGUACGCCAACUCCAAGUCCCCGACCAAGACCCAGCCAUUCGCUGUCUAUGUGCCUACUUGGCCCCUCCUGUGCCUCGCCGCGCAGUACUCUCUUGCCGUGUACGAACGUCCGGCGGGCCGCGAGGCCGAGGCGCAUGUCUCGAGCGAUUGGCGUACCGGGACAAAGGCCAUGUGCAUCAAAAGUGUGCCCAUGGACCACAUGCAUACCAUUGUCUUUGCAAUCCGCGGGACCGCGAGUUUCAUGGACUGGGCCGUGAAUCUCAACACGGCGCCCGCCUCGCCAAGAGAAUUCCUGGACGAUGAAGGGAAUCUAUGCCAUGCCGGCUUCCUCAGCGUCGCAAGGAAAAUGGUCAAGCCAGUCGCGGCACGCUUAAGAGAACUCUUAAAGGAGGACCCGUCGAGAUCAAGAUACAGCCUGCUCAUCACGGGCCAUUCGGCUGGAGGAGCCGUCGCUUCCCUUUUGUACGCACACAUGCUAGCCGCGACAAAGAAGGCAGAGAGCGAGCUGAACAUUCUCACCGGAAGCUUUAAGCGCGUCCAUUGCGUCACGUUUGGCACGCCCCCCAUCAGUCUCCUGCCCAUCAUGAAGCCCGAGCGAAAGGCCCUCAAGAACAGCGUUUUCCUGAGCUUUGUGAAUGAGGGCGACCCGGUCACGAGGGCUGACAAGGCCUACGUCAAAAGCCUUUUGGAACUUCUAGGCCAGCCUGCGCCCGAUACAAAGCAUAGACUCAAGGAGAUGAAGAGCCUGAGCCAUCUCAAGUCGAAAGCCUCGCACGCGCGCCUGGAGGGGAGGCCCGUGUGGCCUGUUCCGGUUUGCACGUUGAGCAAUGCAGGUCGAAUCGUCGUUUUACGCUCUGCUAAGAGCAGUGAUGGCGCACCGAAAGAUCGCAUGACGAUACGCGACAGGUUAGACGAGGGUGUCGUGGCGAGUGUCUGCACGGAUGAUCAGUUACGGGGGUUGAUAUGGGGUGAUCCCGUGGCGCACCUGAUGAAGCUGUAUGCUGGAAGAAUCGAGAUGAUGGCGGUCAAGGCUGUGACUGUGAGGGGCAAGUAG
This is a messenger RNA of Emericellopsis cladophorae, 1800 nucleotides long. Its product is annotated as Phospholipase-like protein. Gene Ontology annotation, biological process: lipid metabolic process. The record is from RefSeq and is a predicted model, not a curated record. Lineage: Eukaryota; Fungi; Ascomycota; Sordariomycetes; Hypocreales; Bionectriaceae. The transcript has a single exon. The coding region runs from base 1 to 1800 and encodes 599 amino acids.